Messenger RNA from Plasmodium gonderi, 933 nucleotides. RefSeq lists its product as hypothetical. The transcript has a single exon. The record is from RefSeq and is a predicted model, not a curated record. Bases 1 to 933 code for a protein of 310 amino acids. NCBI's taxonomy places the organism in Eukaryota, Apicomplexa, Aconoidasida, Haemosporida, Plasmodiidae.
AUGAAGAAUCAAGAAAGCAUUUCAAGUGAUUAUGAUACAAAGUGCAAAAAUGACACUUUCCAUUUUGAUAACCAUGUGGAAGGAGAAGCAAGUAAAGAAGUAAAAUCAGAUGAAGAAGUAAAUCCAAGUGAAGAAGUAAAAUCAGGUGAAGAAGCAAAGCCAGGUGAAGAAGCAAAGCCAGGUGAAGAAGUAAAAGCAGGUGAAGAAGUAAAGCCAGGUGAAGAAGUAAAAUCAGGUGAAGAAGUAAAUCCAGGUGAAGAAGUAAAAUCAGGUGAAGAAGUAAAUCCAGGUGAAGAAGCAAAGCCAGGUGAAGAAGUAAAAGCAGGUGAAGAAGCAAAGCCAGGUGAAGAAGUAAAAGCAGGUGAAGAAGCAAAGCCAGGUAAAGAAACAAAUGGGGAAGCCAUCCCAAACCGUGUCAGCAAAAUGGCGACACUGAAGAAAAGAAAAAAAUUCGAUGACACAUCCAAUAGCGACAAAAAAAAAAAAAAGAGAGACACCUGUGUUGUGUGUUUCCAAAACAAUGUAAAGUACAAAUUUACAUGCUGCCAUGAAUACUACUGCUCAGUGUCCUGCUAUAAAAAGCACAACAGAAGUUCUUGCAUGGAAUCACAAAAGAAUAAGGAAUGUAGCUUAAAAACGGAUAACAAGAAAUCUAGUCAAAAGGAUGGAAAUAAAAAUAAUGAAGAAUUCGAGAAAUCCGGAAAUUUUGCAGAAGAUGAUGAAGAUUCCGAUCAGGAUAUGCUGACAGAUGAGGAAAAAAAAAAGUUGAAAGAUGACAUAACAUUGAAAAUGCUACUUAAGAAUAAUUAUGUUCGUUCCGUUUUUAAGCACUUCACAUUGUCGAAUGACAAAAUUGGGUACCUAUCCAACUACAUAUAUGACCCCACUGUUGUUCAGGUAAUCGACCAGAUUAUGAAAACGAUGGAGAGUUGA